AUGUUCCUGCGACUUUUCCGACAAGGACGACAAGGCCGCUAUCAUCUGUCUUCGAUCAAGGGCCCCGCUUCUCCAUGCAAUAUGCAACAACCACUUGGCACCGAGCAAGGUUUAAAGGUGUUGCCCAAGAUCAUGUCAGAUCCCCAACAAACCGGCGCCCGUUUCAUGGCUAUCAUUUUCGGAUCCAACGACGCCUGCUUCUCGGACGCUGAGAAUGGAGAGCAUGUGCCACUGGACCGGUACAAGAAGAACCUAGUCAAGCUCCUCACUCACCUGCCCUUGAGGCUCACAACCCUCGGCUUCUGCUAG
Messenger RNA from Metarhizium robertsii ARSEF 23, 309 nucleotides. RefSeq names its product lipid acyl hydrolase. Bases 1 to 309 code for a protein of 102 amino acids. The record is from RefSeq and is a predicted model, not a curated record. The transcript has 2 exons. NCBI's taxonomy places the organism in Eukaryota, Fungi, Ascomycota, Sordariomycetes, Hypocreales, Clavicipitaceae.